CCCCGGGUCCGAAGAAGCCGAAAGCGGCUCCCAGGAGUUGAAGCACCCGCGUGGCUUGGGACCGAUCAGAGUUCUGCGGGGUCCGGGAUGUGCAGGCGAGGCGGCUGAAGACUCAUCUUUGCAGGCCCUCUGCCCUGGUCCGUGGCCUCGGGUCUCCAGCUGUCAGUUCCGAACCCUUCUCGACUGUAGCGCGCAGGCCGGCCGAGGAGGCACGGAGCCAUGGCGGAGCCGCAGGCGGGCCUGGCGUCCGGGGACUGGGAGGUCGACGUGGAGAGCCUGGAGCUGGAGGAGGCCGGCCGCGGGACGCCACCGCCGGCCGCCGGGGACGGCGAGGAGGAGGAAGACGAGGAGGAGGAGGACGACGACGAUGGCGACGCGGAGGAGGAAGGCGAUGGCGAGGCUGCGGGCGCGGGCCCCGGGGCGCCGCGCGGGCCGGAGCCGGCGGGGACUGGGCCCAGGCCACUGUCCGCGCCGCAGGCUCCGCGCACCCCGGCUGGAGCCUCGGAGCGCUGCGCCCCCGCAGAGCCGCGCAAGCUGAGCCGCACGCCCAAGUGCGCGCGCUGCCGCAACCACGGCGUCGUGUCCUGUCUCAAGGGCCACAAGCGCUUCUGCCGCUGGCGCGACUGCCAGUGCGCCAACUGCUUGCUGGUGGUGGAGCGGCAGCGCGUCAUGGCCGCCCAGGUGGCGCUCCGGAGGCAGCAGGCCACCGAGGACAAGAAGGGACUCUCCGGGAAGCAGAAUAACUUUGAGCGCAAGGCCGUGUACCAGAGGCAAGUCAGGACACCCAGUUUGCUGGCCAAAAGCAUUCUAGAAGGCUACCGCCCCAUCCCAGCGGAGACCUACCUGGGAGGGACUUCCCCGCUGCCUCCCCCGGCGAGUGACAGGAUGAGGAAACGCCGGGCCUUUGCCGAUAAGGAGCUGGAGAACAUUAUGCUGGAGAGAGAGUACAAGGAGAGAGAGAUGCUGGAAGCCUCCCAAGCCUCCGCCUUGUUCCUGCCCAGCCGCCUGGUGCACAGAGCCGAGUACAAUGCUUACAAGAGUGGCUACAGCCCCACGCCCGGCGAGCCCCCCGGCAAGGACUUCUGCAACUUCUUGCCAGCCUGCCUCGACUUCACCAUGCAGUAUUCCGGGUCUGGGAACGUGGAGCUCAUUUCUUCCAACAUCAGCGUGGCCGCCACUUAUAGACAGUACCCCAUGUCCUCUCGGUUCUUAGUUUGGCCCAAGUAUGGCCCCAUCAGUGACGGCCUCCUCUACCAGCAGUGCCUGCUGGACGCCGCCACCACCACGGUGCAACCCUUGAGACCUGGCUGGGAUGCCAAGGGAGCUCGCCUGGCCCAGGCCCUCAGCCCAGAGCCCCAAAGGGAAGGCCCUCUGGGGCCACCCCCCACGCCCGAGCUCCUGCCGCGCCACCAGGCGGCCGCUCCCGAGGGCUCUGCCUUCUCCCCGCCCCGCCGGAAUUUCUCCCCCAGGGAAGAGGCGGACUUGCUGGCCUCGUCAUCCUCGGGCCAGGCCUUCUCGAAGCUCAGCCAAGAGAGCAGCAGACAGGCUGGGCCCCUCAAAGCCCCCUCUUCUUUCCACUCCUUGUUCCAGCAAACGCUGAGCGAGGCACCACCGGGGCCCGAGCUGAACGCAGCCUUGGUCAAGGAGGUCUUUGACGAGGUCCCCAGCAAACACCGCGAGCCCCCUGGCCAGGGGGACCCGAAGUACAUGUUUACAAUCGACAGGUGCACCUCAGACCUUUGCCUGGCCAACCAAGUUGGAACGAAGCUGUCGGGGAGUGAGCCGCUGCCCUUCUCUGUAGAGUCCAUUCUCAAGAGACCCUCGUCGGCCAUCGCGCGUGUCUCUCACUGAGGGGCCCGGUGGGGGGUGCUGCCCUCUCCGGGGUGCUGACCAGCCACGCCGUCAUUGGCUUUUUCUCUUUUUUUUAAGCCAAGCUGUUUGUAUAAAGAAAUGUCUAAUGUAAAUGCCGAUGAUUUAAGGAAGAAAAUUCUAUCUAUUCAUCCUCAUGGACUAUUUGGCUCCUCCCCUAAAUCUAUUUAAGCCUGAAGGUGGGGAACUGUGGAAGGCAGAAAAAUAAUAAAGAAAUUUAUUUUUCCCCAAAGAGCAAUAAAGCUGGCACUGCCGCCUCCAGGACCGGCUAUG
Echinops telfairi (small Madagascar hedgehog) is the source of this 2142-nucleotide messenger RNA. It is a transcript of the gene DMRT2, whose product is annotated as doublesex and mab-3 related transcription factor 2. The transcript is spliced from 4 exons. Gene Ontology annotation, cellular component: nucleus. The record is from RefSeq and is a predicted model, not a curated record. Bases 220 to 1851 code for a protein of 543 amino acids. Gene Ontology annotation, biological process: regulation of transcription by RNA polymerase II; sex differentiation. Gene Ontology annotation, molecular function: RNA polymerase II cis-regulatory region sequence-specific DNA binding; DNA-binding transcription factor activity, RNA polymerase II-specific. Lineage: Eukaryota; Metazoa; Chordata; Mammalia; Afrosoricida; Tenrecidae.